GGGAGCGAAGGAACGAGGGAGAAAGAGGAAGAAGGCGUUGGUGAGAGAGAGCCCUCUGACUCUUGGUGGCUGUGGCUGUGAUAUUUUUGCCACUAGGAUGGGAAGAGGAAGGGAGUAAGGGUGUGUCCAUAAAUAGAGAAGAAUCUGCCGUUACUUCUUUCUUUCCCUUUCCGUUGUUGAUUGUCCCUCAGUGGCACCUCCCAUCGAUAGAAAAAGAUCUCUUUCUCCCUCAUUCACACGCACAUAUACACAGUGAGAUGCAUAAGCCAUUGGUGGCAGGAAAGGAUGCAUGAGGCAUUUGCUUCCCCGUUAGUCUUCCUGUUUCUUUCCGAAUCGAUGGGCUAUGGACAAUGCCGAAGGUACUUGAGACAGUUCGAGGACGAAGCUUGAGGUACUGAUCUUCUGUGAAUAAAGCAGUCUGCGAGGUGUCAGGGGGUUGAAUUUUGUUCGAUCAUUGGUGGUGCUUUGAGCCUUAAAUUUGGGAUUUUUUGUUUAUGGCAAUGGAUGUGAAGUCAAAUCAACCUUCCCCAGUUCUUACAGACCCUGCACCUCUAACAAAACCUAGGUUAGGUUUAUCAUGUAAUUUGGUUCCAUGUUCAACAACUGCAAGUUACACAUCAGGUAUUCCCAGUGGUCAUUAUUUGGGAAUCAGUAGGAAGAAGCACUGGCAAAACAACAUUGAGAAUGUCUACCCAAAUGGGUGGCUUGAUGCAAUGAAGGCUUCCUCCCCCACUCACAGAAACCAUGCUACCAAAGAUGAAUCUUCCGAGCAGGAUGCAGCUUUUCGCUUGUGGGAGGUGGCAUAUCCAUCAGCUCUUGGCUCUUUCAAGCUUAUUACAAAUUCUGCAAGAGGAAAAAGAAUAUUACUUUUUCUAGACUAUGAUGGAACGUUAUCUCCUAUCGUGGAUAAUCCAGAUUUCGCUUUCAUACUAGAUGGGAUGCGCCCUGUCAUACAUGAAGCUGCAAAGCUGUUUGCUACUGCAAUAAUAAGUGGCAGACGUCGAGAUCAGGUUUACAAAUUUGUUGGACUAUCUGAACUCUAUUAUGCUGGUAGCCAUGGAAUGGACAUAACGGUACCUGUAAAUGAUUCUUCAAAUGUUUGUUGUGGCAAAGUUGACCAAGCUUCCAGAGGUGGUCAGGGUAAUGAAUUAAAUUUCUUUCAACCUGCCAAUGAGUUCUUAUCAAUGAUUGAUGAGGUUUUCAAUUCUCUAGUGGAAAGUACUAAAGGAAUUGAUGGUAUAAAGGUUGAGAACAACAAAUUUUGUGUUUCUGUACAUUAUCGUUGCGUCAAGGAGGAGAAGUGGGAUGCAGUCAGUCAACAAGUGCAGAUCGUCCUUCAACGAUACCCUAGAUUAAGACUAACUCAUGGCCGGAAAGUCAUGGAAGUUCGUCCAAAGAUAAAGUGGGACAAGGGAAAAGCUGUGGAGUUUUUUAUUGAAACACUAGGUCCUGCCAACUGCCAUGAUGUGUUCCCCAUAUAUAUAGGAGAUGAUCGGACUGAUGAGGAUGCUUUCAAGGUGUUGAAAGAAAGGCAUGAAGGCAUUGGAAUCUUGGUGUCUGAAGUGCCAAAGGAAACUAGUGCCUCCUACACUCUCAAAGAUCCAUCUGAGGUGAAGAGUUUCCUGGAGUGCUUGAUUAAAUGGAGGAAGUCGGAGAACCUGGGAAUUUGAACAUCUACUGCUGAUCAUUUUCUAUUUAUUUUCAUUUUCCAUCCUUUUGUCCUAUGAAUAUUUGUCCUCGUUCAAGUUAGCCCAAUUUUGUAAAUGUGUACAGAUGUAUAUGCCUUUGAUUAUCAAAAAAAGAAAAAUCUGUA
Nymphaea colorata (pocket water lily) is the source of this 1813-nucleotide messenger RNA. RefSeq names its product probable trehalose-phosphate phosphatase G. The record is from RefSeq and is a predicted model, not a curated record. Bases 495 to 1670 code for a protein of 391 amino acids. NCBI's taxonomy places the organism in Eukaryota, Viridiplantae, Streptophyta, Magnoliopsida, Nymphaeales, Nymphaeaceae. The transcript is spliced from 12 exons. Gene Ontology annotation, biological process: trehalose biosynthetic process. Gene Ontology annotation, molecular function: trehalose-phosphatase activity.